CCGCAGCCCGAUCGAGCGGACCGAGCCCAGCCGGCAGGUACACGACUGCCUGCCGGGGACAGCAGCGGCAUGACCGGCCACCACGGCUGGGGCUAUGGCCAGGACGACGGCCCCUCACAUUGGCACAAACUGUACCCCAUUGCCCAGGGAGACCGCCAAUCCCCCAUCAAUAUCAUAUCUAGCCAGGCUGUGUACUCGCCCAACCUGCAGCCACUGGAACUUUCCUACGAGGCCUGCACGUCCCUCAGCAUUUCCAACAAUGGCCAUUCUGUCCAGGUAGACUUCAAUGACUGUGACGACAGAACGGCAGUGUCUGGGGGCCCCCUGAAGGGGCCCUACCGGCUCAAGCAGUUUCAUUUCCACUGGGGCAAGAGACGCGAUGUGGGCUCGGAGCACACGGUGGAUGGCAAGUCAUUUCCAAGCGAGCUACAUCUGGUUCACUGGAAUGCCAAGAAAUACAGCACCUUUGGUGAGGCGGCCUCGGCCCCCGAUGGCCUGGCUGUGGUCGGGGUCUUCCUAGAGACAGGGGAUGAGCACCCCAGCAUGAACCGUCUAACAGAUGCACUCUACAUGGUUCGGUUUAAGGGCACCAAAGCGCAGUUCAGCUGCUUCAACCCCAAGAGUCUCCUGCCUGUCAGCCGGCAGUAUUGGACCUACCCAGGCUCCCUGACCACACCCCCUCUCAGUGAGAGUGUCACCUGGAUUGUGCUCCGAGAGCCCAUCAGCAUCUCUGAGAAGCAGAUGGAGAAGUUCCGGAGCUUGCUUUUUACCUCAGAGGAUGAUGAGAGGAUCCACAUGGUGAACAACUUCCGGCCACCACAGCCACUGAAGGGCCGGGUGGUCAAAGCCUCCUUCCGGGCCUGACCUGCUCACCUGCCCAGCUGGCCACACGGGCGCCAUCUUCCCAAGGGCUUCCAUGUCAGCAGAUACCAAACCAUCUGAGGCUCUCUGCCUGGGGGGGGGUCCUGUGCUCCCCCCCCCUCUUCAGCUGCCCACCCUCAAGGGUUCUUGUUGGGAUCCGCAGUGGGGAGGUACUGUUCAGCUGCCCUGGGUGGGGGGAAAGCAGAAGAAUAGGAGCCACACAGGGUCCAAGCUUGGGGCUGCUGCUGCUCUCCAAGACCCAAAGCCACCUGGGAACCAUUUCUUGUCUUCCCCCACUGGCAGUGGCAGCGGCCCCACCCUGAGCUCACACUGUGAUGGAUGAGACCGAGCUCCUGGGAUAGGCAGUUGGCACUGCCAGAGAGACUCAAGCAAUAAUCCAAGGCAGGCUGAGCUGCCUCUCAGCAUUACCUCCUCCUCAGGCCUCUGCCACUUCACUGCCAGGCCACUCAAAUAGCCCCUGGCUGCUGCAGGUGACAUGGCCUUCUCCCUCCAGCCACAUGCUGCCAGGGGCAGGUCCUGGCUGCAGCUUAUAUACUAUCU
Dipodomys ordii (Ord's kangaroo rat) is the source of this 1422-nucleotide messenger RNA. It is a transcript of the gene Ca7, whose product is annotated as carbonic anhydrase VII. Gene Ontology annotation, cellular component: cytoplasm. Gene Ontology annotation, biological process: regulation of intracellular pH. The transcript has 7 exons. NCBI's taxonomy places the organism in Eukaryota, Metazoa, Chordata, Mammalia, Rodentia, Heteromyidae. The record is from RefSeq and is a predicted model, not a curated record. Bases 70 to 864 code for a protein of 264 amino acids. Gene Ontology annotation, molecular function: carbonate dehydratase activity; zinc ion binding.